This is a messenger RNA of Zygotorulaspora mrakii, 1545 nucleotides long. Its product is annotated as PEX28-32 family peroxisomal membrane protein. Gene Ontology annotation, cellular component: peroxisomal membrane. The coding region runs from base 1 to 1545 and encodes 514 amino acids. Gene Ontology annotation, biological process: peroxisome organization. The transcript has a single exon. Lineage: Eukaryota; Fungi; Ascomycota; Saccharomycetes; Saccharomycetales; Saccharomycetaceae. The record is from RefSeq and is a predicted model, not a curated record.
AUGGCUGACACAAGUACGAAACAACGAGAAACGAGGGCACAGUUUGUUGACGAGCCAGAAACUAGAAUUGGUGGGGACACAACAAAGGUAAUUCGUAGUGCCAUGAAAAAAAGACAAGAGUCAAGUCGCGGUAAUAAUAAUGAUGAUGAUGCAACCGCAAUUGUAUCUUCACCUCUGUUGACCUCUACGCCACCAACGAUUUCUAAGGCGCUUGUUAAAUUAUAUCCUCAUUUGAUAGUAGCAGAUAGGUUUCUGACGCUAGUGACGUGGUCGGGUGAAGAUAUUUGGCCUAGUAUUCUUAUGGUUAUACUGUAUGUGACACUUCUGUUAUAUUUUGAAAAAAUAACAACCUAUUUUGGUCAUUUAGCUAUUGUAGCUGUUAUAUGGGGUUACUCUUUAUUGGACAAGCAUGUUGAAGAAACCCUAAACUCACGGCCAACAUUAGAUGAUAUUGUUCAUACCAUGAAAGGUGUUAUUACGAAAGCGGAUAUGCUUCUGUCACCGAUAACAGUUUUAAGUGCGCAAGAUAUAAGAAAGUUUCUCUUCACAACAGCAUUUUUAUCGCCUGUUUAUAUCAUAAUAACUUUAUUCAUUUUACCUCCAAGAAAGUUUCUGUUAUUUGGUGGAGUUUAUCUUUUAACAUAUAAUUCACCAUGGUCAAUGGUGACAAGGACCCUGUUGUGGAGAUUUAAAUUUGUAAGAUUAUUAAUUUUCUAUGUCACCGGGCUUGAUUCAGGUGGUAUUAAUAAAAAUCAAGGUAUAUUUGCAGCUGUUCAAAAACAAGUAAAAAAACUAUCAACUGGAAGUGACGGAGCAACGGUUGAAGAUGGUAAGCCAAUUAGAUUUACUUAUGUGCUCUAUGAGAAUCAACGCCGGUGGUUGGGUAUUGGCUGGACUUCAAGCAUGCUAAGUUAUGAAAGAGCAUCAUGGACAGAUGAAUUUUUGAAUGAGGCACCUUCACCAGAUAAUUUCAAAUUGCCGGAAGAGAGUUCCGGUAUGCUUUGGAAAUGGGUGGAUAAAACUUGGAGAUUAGACAUGACAAAUGAUGGAGCAAUCCAGCUAUCCAGUGCGAGACCAAAGACAACUGCAUCACCAAAUGCUGAUGAUGGAUUCAUUUAUUAUGAUAAUACGUGGAAAAAACCAACAACCGAAGACUCGUUUUCGAAAUACACGAGACGCAGAAGAUGGAUCAGAACCGCUGAAUUAAUGAAAACAUCUUCAUUUGGGUUAGACGAAAUUGAUACAACCCACAACGUGGUGGAUAAUUCUUCAGGGAGCAAUCACAAGAGGGUGGUAUCACAAAACAGCGUCGCUUCAACAGUACCUAAAUCAGAGACGGAUUCCGAUCCGGAUUCGGCAACUGCAACAGGAAGUCGCAGAAGAGUGUCAUUCAGCGAAGUUGACAACGUUCACAUCAUACCUUCCGAUGAUGAUGCAGAUACAGACACAGAUCAGAAAGACCUGAAGAGACAUAACCAACAAGAAGACUACAGCACCGAAAACCCUCUAGACGUGGUGAGACCCCCCCAGGAUUCAAAAGGUUGA